CUGGGAGCUCUUCCUGCACAGAAUGCCUGCUUUGCCUAGCCCUCGCCUUCCAUUGUCUAAGUCCUUCAUCCAGGCUGAGGAAGGAGAAGGCUCCAAGUCUUUCUGUUUGGAGAAUUCUUACUGAAUGUAUCUUAGUCGCUGUUGGGGUGUUUCUUGGCCAGCUGUUAUGGCCUCAGGGAUCUGUUUAUGAGCUUGUGGUUUCUCCAAGCAAUAGAACAGUCUGAGAUCUCUGCAAACCUUGAAGCUUUGGGCUCAAUCCUACCAUUGAAUGCUGGCCUUUGCCUGUUUAUGGAUUCGGAUUUCUACCCGUGGCUCUGAGAUCUCCGGAAUCUGCUGGUGAUAUGUAGAAUCUUUUCGAUCAGGGCUCUUUAGAAUUCUGAGGCUUGGGGAUCUUGGAAGCAGCGAUCCACUGGAUCUUUUACAGACCAGGAGCGUUGUCUGCUGGCUGCUUUUCCUGCUCUCCCUCCCAGGAGACGAACGCUUGAGCCUGAGAUGGCAGCCACCCUGCUCAUGGCUGGGUCCCAGAUCAGACUUAAUGCCAUUGCCUUCUCGACAUUUCUAACCAUGUCUCUAAUUUCAAGAAGAAAAGCUGGUACUAAACUCCUAGGUACUAAGUAGUGAGGAAGCAUUGUGUGAUUUCAGGCCCCUGUGACAUUUGAAGAUAUGGCCAUGUACCUCACUCGGGAGGAAUGGAGACCCCUGGAUCCUACACAGAGAGACCUUUACAGGGAUGUGAUGCAGGAGAAUUACGGAAAUGUUGUCUCACUGGAUUUUGAGAUCAGGAGUGAGAAUGAAGUAAACCAGAAACAAGAGCUUAGUGAAGAUGUAGAAUUUGUGACCAUGUCCGAAGAGCCUAUUGGAGAUGCUGAGAAGAAUCCUGAAAGCGAAGAGGUCUUUGAAAGUGGGGACAGGUCGGAAAGACAGUGGGGAGACCUGGCAGCAGAAGAGUGGGUCAGCUACCCCCUCCAGCAGGUCACUGACCUGCUUGUCCACAAAGAAGUCCACGCGGACAUCCGCUAUCACAUCUGUUCGCAGUGCGGAAAGGCCUUCAGUCAGAUUUCAGACCUCAAUCGACACCAGAAAACCCACACGGGAGACAGACCCUACAAGUGUUACGAAUGUGGAAAGGGCUUCAGCCGCAGCUCCCACCUCAUCCAGCAUCAGAGGACACACACUGGCGAGCGGCCGUACGACUGCAACGAGUGCGGCAAGAGUUUCGGGAGGAGCUCUCACCUCAUUCAGCACCAGACGAUCCACACCGGGGAGAAGCCUCACAAAUGCAGCGAGUGUGGCAAAAGCUUCUGCCGGCUCUCGCACCUCAUCCAGCAUCAGCGGACGCACAGCGGGGAGAAACCGUACGAGUGCGAGGAGUGUGGGAAAAGCUUCAGCCGGAGCUCCCACCUGGCCCAGCACCAGAGGACUCACACGGGGGAGAAGCCGUACGAGUGCAACGAGUGCGGGCGAGGCUUCAGCGAGAGAUCCGACCUCAUCAAGCACUAUCGCGUCCACACCGGUGAGAGGCCCUACAAGUGCGAUGAGUGCGGGAAGAAUUUCAGCCAGAACUCCGACCUGGUGCGGCACCGCAGGGCUCACACGGGGGAGAAACCGUACCACUGUAACGAAUGCGGGGAAAACUUCAGCCGCAUCUCACACUUGGUUCAGCACCAGAGGACUCACACGGGGGAGAAGCCGUACGAAUGCACCGCCUGUGGGAAGAGCUUCAGCCGGAGUUCCCAUCUGAUCACACACCAGAAAAUCCACACCGGGGAGAAGCCCUAUGAGUGUAACGAGUGUUGGCGAAGCUUUGGGGAGAGGUCAGAUCUGAUUAAGCACCAGAGAACCCACACAGGAGAGAAGCCCUACGAGUGUGUGCAGUGUGGAAAGGGCUUUACGCAAAGCUCCAACCUCAUCACACAUCAGAGAGUUCACACGGGAGAGAAGCCUUACGAAUGUACCGAAUGUGACAAGAGCUUCAGCCGGAGCUCAGCUCUUAUUAAACACAAGAGAGUCCAUACUGACUAAGCCCUGUGAUCCCGAGUAAGAAACGACUCAAUUGAAGGUACAGUUGUAUCUGAUGUCAGUGAGCCUCCUUGAGACAGACUUCCCUUGUUUAGAACAUGGAAGAAGACCACCCUUUUGAAAUUCCGACCCACAGCUUUGGGGAUGUUAUCCCCUCCCCGCAAAUAGUUAUUUUUAUUCGAUGAUUAUUAUGUGAAUUGCUUCAUCAAAAUCAGCCCCCAUCCCAAGUAACUUGAAAGCUCAAGACCGGAGGACAAGAUGCUGGCAGAUGCUUAGGCCUGGAGAUGGAGUAGAUCUUCAGAAAGUUUUUUUUUCUCUUGGAUCUCUGAUCCAAAAAGACGGCAGUGGGAGUGCAGAACUGAACAUGGGUAUCUCUUGCUAAGGUCAUGGCAGGAGACAGGCAAACCAGCCCUGGGCUGCCAUUGCUCACACACAGCAGUAGCUGGCUCACACACUUCCCUUCCAAAGGGCUUCUUCCUUGAGUAGCUCAUUUUGGUAUCUUGCCCUCUUCUCGGCACAGGAUUGUGCACACUGAAGGCAGCCAUCUCAUCGUUUCCCAUUGUUUCUCACUUGUGUAUAGCUUGCAUGUUUUUGAAAGCUACUGGAAGAUACAAUGUGAAAGGAAAAAGGAGGCGCAGGCCUGAGGACCAAGGGCCCAUGGAUGGUGGUCACGUGACCUUAGCAAGGGUACCCAUUGAUGCUGUCAUUAAUCAGGUCUGACCUUAGCAAGAGAUGCCCAUUCAUCAGGUUUAUGCAUUUUCUUCAAAAAUCGCUUUAGGGAUCAUGGUAUGGAAACUGCCUUUAGGAAAAGAUAGGACCGUAAGUGAUGAUGGAAUUAAAGUAGGACGUGAAUUGACCCCUUCAGGGAAGGGGGCGCAGAACCUGUCCCAGGGGUGUCAGCCAUUUCUGGGUUCUUAGCCAUCUAACUUUUAAGAUCACUUGCCCCGUACUGCUAACUCUAGGAUUUGAUAGGGCCACACCCGAGUCUUUAUCGUAGCUUGCAUAAAGGCAUGUGUAUGUACAGUGAAAUGUGUAUUCUAAUAGCAGACACGGAAUUCAUAAGAAUCAGCAUGUUCUUAUGUGAUGUAGAUCAUAAGACAGAACUGUAGACAUAACUCCGUUGUGAGAAAUGUCCUUUAUUUUUCUUUUGUGAUGGAAAGAAUUUUGACACUAGUGCUCAGGAGUGCACUGUCCUGUAAGGUUUUGUUUUGUACAGAACCAAACUCUUGUUUGUAUGUGUCCAUCAGUUGUGAGAUAAUGACUGAACAAUUAAGUCCUUUGUCAUUUCUCAGACUGAAUUAUCUUCUCCUGUGAAGAAAACCUCUUUGGCCUCAUCAGAAGAAAUGAGUAACCCUAAAGAGGAAUGUGUUUCCGGCCUCCUGAUAAAAAUAGUUAAACGAGAGUUGACGCAGUGUAGCCCAGUACCUCAGCUCUCCUUCUCUCAGCCCGAGCAGGAAUUGAGAUAGGCCGGAUAUUGGUGCUUAUCCAGCCCCAUGGGGAUGGCCGGGAACCGGUGCCCAGUGGCUUUCUAUGGUGCUUAGUGCAAAGUUGCAAAUGUUAGCUUUUUCUUUUUUUUAAGAAAACUUUUUUUCUGGGGGGGGGGAGGAUGGGUAAGGGUGGCACAUGCCUUUAAUCCUAGCACUCAGGAGGCAGAGGCAGGCAGAGCUCUGUGAGUUCAAGGCCAGACUGGUCUACAGAGGGAGUUCCAGGACAGCCAGGGCUACACAAAGAGACCCUGUAUUGAAAAACAACAGAAAAAGAAGAAAACCCUUCUUUGUUGGAAUUCUUUGGGAUUUGGCAUUCAGGAGUAGCACUUUCACUAGAGUCACUGUGAGCACAGCUGGGUGAUACCAGUCACUCACCAGUGACAACCUCAAAGCAACCCAUUGAAAAACCACUCCGAGGGCCUUGAAGUGGUCACUCCCAUUUGAGUAAGAACUUGGAGCAGGGCACUUGGUUUCUGUCUGUACAAAAUCUAGCCUAUCAUGGGUAUUCAUAUUUUAACUGUUAGGCAACUUACAUAUUCUUGGUAACUAAACUCAAAUAUGUUGUCUGUAUCAGUGUAGCCAGUGACUUGGGUGGAUUUCAGCAUUCUCCUGUUGCUCCUUUAAAGUCACUGUAAGUGACUGCCUGGGAGUAGCUCAUAAAAGACAGCACCUCCGACCCAACAUGUUUUCACCCCCCUUCCCCUCCCCUGUGCUUACCCUGCCCCUCCCCCCCCAGCCUCCCUUUAAAGGUUACGCUAGAGUCCCAUCUGAUGCUUUUGCCUUCUAGGAGAUGAAAGCUUGGGAAAGGUUUCUGAUUGCCUUCCCAUCUCUCCAUACAUGCACACUCCAGCUGGGUGGGCCUCCAGCUCUGCCCUCUCUCCUGAGAUCAAUUGCUGCCCACUUCCUGUGCUGAGCUGUGUGGAAGCCGUGCAUCUGCCACACUUCACUGAUGCUAUUUGCAUGCCUUCUGUUUGCAGGUCCCUGGCUGUUUCUGUACCUGCCCAGACACUCUGUGCCUGUGCUUAUGGUCGUGGAGAGUGGAUGAACAAGUAAAUGUGUAGAGCAGAUUCCCUUGGUAUUGGUCAAUUACCCUAUUGUCUUGUCUAUAGCUGUAUCAUCCUAACAGCAUUCUAUAAUUAAAGGUAUAAUUUUUAAAAUCAAAA
Molecule: messenger RNA, 4669 nt
Organism: Mesocricetus auratus (golden hamster)
Lineage: Eukaryota; Metazoa; Chordata; Mammalia; Rodentia; Cricetidae
Gene: Znf436
Product: zinc finger protein 436
Exons: 4
Coding region: 664-2022 (452 amino acids)
Biological process (GO): central nervous system development; regulation of transcription by RNA polymerase II
Cellular component (GO): nucleus
Molecular function (GO): RNA polymerase II cis-regulatory region sequence-specific DNA binding; DNA-binding transcription factor activity, RNA polymerase II-specific
Source: RefSeq, a predicted model, not a curated record